This is a messenger RNA of Colletotrichum higginsianum IMI 349063, 1362 nucleotides long. RefSeq lists its product as uncharacterized. Lineage: Eukaryota; Fungi; Ascomycota; Sordariomycetes; Glomerellales; Glomerellaceae. The transcript has a single exon. The coding region runs from base 1 to 1362 and encodes 453 amino acids. The record is from RefSeq and is a predicted model, not a curated record.
AUGUUAGCCAGGGACUUCAAGCGUGUCGUCCUCAUCAUCGGCCCCUUUCUCUUUCUCGCCUACGUCGGCAUCCGAUGUCUCGACCUCGGGAGCUCCGCUCCGGGUCCCAACCGCUGGUUCGAUCACGUCUUAUCAACGAAUUGGAGAUUGAAUGACGGGCUCAAGCCGUUCUCGCAACCGCCGAACUCGGCCGCACCUACACAGUCACAAGCCGCGUUCGCGGCCUCUCCACCGCCCUCGGCUCCAACAGAAGUGACAACCCAUCACGAAAUAGUCUCGUCGUCUACCAUUGACAAAAACUUCUUCCCGAUCCUUUUCGGCGAACUGGAAGCUAUCAAUCCCAAUAUCUUGCCCCACCCCACUCUGGACAACACUUUUAUCGUUGUGGCGCAGAAGAGAAAGGCAGACGACAACACCGUCGAGCAUGUCGAGCUCGUUUGCAACGCCGUCUUCACAUCAGAGGGCCUCACCUGCGUCGACGUACCGACUGCCCUGCCCAUCGCCGCUACCACGAGCGGAGACGACAAGUGCCCCCCCAAACUAGCCUACAUCGCCCUGAACGUUGGACCGCACGAUGCCCGCGUCUUCUACGGCCCCAAGGCCCCGUUCAUCGUGUUUGGCUCCAACUCAUUGUUCGCGUGCUUUGGACAGUUCAUGCAGGACUUCCGCACGCUCGGCGACUGGGACUUUGAGAUGUCGCCCGACAUGGGCUUCGGCCGUGGCACGGAGCUGCAACGUCCGGCGCCGUGGGGAACGAUGGAGAAGAACUGGUUCACCUUCUGGGACGAGGAGGGUGCGAUUUACAUCCACCAGGACGUGGCGCCGAAACGGGUCUUUGCCAAACUGAACGCAGACGGCUCCGUGGGACCGGACAUCGCGCCAUUGGCAACCGGGGACAAGGCGUGCCUGAGCAAGUACAUGCCGAAGCUGCCGCCAGAUCUGGAGUCGAUACACCAGGCGACCAACUCCCUCAGCGUCUCGUUCUGCAAGCGGAGCGACCCGACCUGUAAGGCCACCAGCGACAACACGUUCAUCAUCACGGUGUUCCAGCACAAGACGUUCUACCGCUUCCACAGCGAGUACGAACCGUACGUCAUGGUGUUCCGACAAAGGGCGCCGUUUGAAGUGUUCGCGGUGUCGAAGAAGCCCUUGUGGAUCCGUGGCCGGGAGAAGAGGCUUGAUGGGAGCUCCGAAAUGUUUUACGUAACGUCUAUGAGCUGGAAGAGGAAGGAUCAGAGAUACCAUGGUUUCUUGGACGAUGUGCUCUUCCUGUCCUUCGGAAUAGAAGACCAGCGGACGGGGGCCAUCGACGUCCUCGCGGAGGACCUGCUGGCCGAGCUUGGAACCUGCCUAGAGGUAUAG